ACUAGCAAAGCAAAAGAAAUGUCGGCAUGUCGCUAAACUCGCGUACUGGGCACUGGUUAGUGGCUACUUUUCGAAGUCAGCACUUUGAAGUCUGAUUGUCUGGUUUUAGUGAAUCAAGUCUUCUUCAAUACUUGAAACUUGUCUAUGCUGGUGACUAACAACUUCAACUGUAUCACUGAAAAAACUAAAUAUUUAAGCUAUCCUGUUCCAAUCUUGAAUUAUAAACUGUCUUAUAAUUAUUUGGAAAUAUGGCGCUUCCAUCAACAUACAAACAGAUAGCUAUAAAUCAACAGUCUCCUGCUCGUGCUCCAGUCACAUUCAACAUUUUGAAAGCGACUAAAACGGGAUCCUAUCAAAAUGAACGUUUAAGACCUGGUGGAAGUUCCAACCAAUUAUCUGGAUCUAAAGAUCAAAAUCAAAGUCCAUUCAUUCCAAAUAGCCAUGGAAAUCCAGCAUUUCAUCCACAAAAAAUAUCAAAAGCUGCUGCUGAUGCUCGUGGUAUUAAACCUCCCAAACCACCAGAAAAACCUCUCAUGCCAUACAUGCGAUACAGUCGCAAAGUUUGGGAUCAGGUCAAGGCAGGUAAUCCUGAUUUAAAGUUAUGGGAAAUUGGUAAAAUUAUUGGACAAAUGUGGAGGGAUCUUCCUGAUGAUAACAAACAAGAAUACAUUGAUGAUUAUGAAUCAGAAAAAUUGACUUAUGAAAAAGCUAUGAAGUUAUAUCAUACCUCACCAGCAUAUUUAGCCUAUUUACAAGCAAAGAAUAAAGGUAAAUUAAAUCAAGUAGAAGAUAGAGAACCACAUGAAAGAUCAACAGGAGGUGGUAAACAAGCUGCUGCAGAUCGAAGAAUUGAAAUACAACCAGCAGAAGACGAAGAAGAUCAAGAUGAUGGAUUCAGUGUUAAACAUGUAGCUUAUGCAAGAUAUAUAAGAAAUCAUAGAUUGAUUAAUGAAAUAUUUUCUGAUAGUGUUGUCCCCGAUGUACGUUCAGUGGUCACUACUGCCCGUAUGCAAGUUUUAAAGAGACAGGUUCAAAGUUUAACUAUGCAUCAGAAAAAAUUGGAAGCAGAAUUACAACAAAUUGAAGAAAAAUUUGAUACUAAAAAAAGAAAAUUUAUUGAAUGUAGUGACACAUUCCAACAAGAACUAAAAAAACACUGUGUUCAAGCAGUAUCAGAGGAAGCAUUUCAAAAAAUGGUAGAACGCCAGGUUGAGAUAUUGCAAAAAGAACGAACUAAAACUGUGGGCCAGCCAGGACCCCCUGAAGAAUUUUCUAAAGUACAUUGUGAACAGCAAUUGGAACAAAAUGAAGCUGUACCAUCAGUUGAGGAAGAUACUUCAUCAUGUGUGGUUCCUUCUAGUACCACUGAUGAUAGUUCAAAUAUGGAAGUUGAGUCUGGUAUAACUUCUGACAGUUCAUCAAAAUCUGAACAACUUGUAUCAGAAACUAGAGAAAAUGGAGAAAUUACAACUUCUCCACCACAACCCUCACAUCAACCUCAAUUAUUGAAAGAACAGCAGCCAACACAAAUUCAAUCACAACAGCAUUUACAAUUCCAAGCACAACAUGCUCCUCAAUUCCAAACACAAUCACAAUUUCAACAACAAUUAUCACAAACACAACCUCUGCAGCCUCAGCCUUCUCAACAAUCGCUACAGCCGCCUCAACAACAACUUUUACAGCCACAGCCUUCAUUACAGCAAUUGCCACAAGCUCAGCCUUCAUUACAGCAAUUACCACAAGCUCAGCCUUCAUUACAGCAAUUGCCACAAGCACAGCCUUCAUUACAGCAAUUGCCACAAGCACAGCCUUCAAUACAGCAAUUGUCACAAGCACAGCCUUCAUUACAUCAAUUGCCACAGACACAGCCUGAUAUACAGCAACUAUUACAGCCACAGAAUUCAUUUCAGCAAAUAACACAGCAACAAUCACCAGAACAAGUCGCUCCACAACCACAGCCUCAACAACAACACUCUCCUCAACCACAGUUGCAGUCACUGAAUCAUCAACAACAACCUUUGCAGUCAAAUGUGUUACAGCCACAAACUCCACAACAACAGUCUUUACAGCCUAAUCCUCCUCAACAACAGUCUUUGCCACCAAACUCCCCUCAACAACAACAUUUGCAGCCAAGCUCUCCUCAACAACAACCUUUGCAGUCACAUCCUCCUCAACAACAGCCUUUACAACCAAAUCCUCCUCAACAACAGCCUUUACAGCCCAACCCUCAACAACAACCUUUGCAGUCGCAUGUUCCACAACAACAGCUUUUACAACCACAUCCUCCCCAACAACAGCCUCUACAACCACAUCCUCCCCAACAACAUUCUUUACUGCCACAUACCACCCAGCAAAAUUCUUUACAGACUCAACUUCAACAGCAGCCACAAACUCCACAGCAACAACCUUCUGUGCAACCAUCAUCAAUUCAAACACCUCCGCAACAACAAUCUCCACAACCACAAUUACAAUCCCCACAGACACAACAAUCACCCACCCCGCAGAUACAACAAUUGCAGUCUCCACUUCCUCAACAAUUACAAACCCAACAGACACAAGUUCAAAUAUCACCACAGCCUCAAUUGCAACCAACUCAAUCUCAAUUGCAACCACCACAAUCACAAUUACAACCACCACAAUCGCAAUUACAACCACCACAAUCGCAAUUGCAAUCACCACAAUCGCAAUUGCAACCACCACAAUCUCAACCACAGCCCCCUCCAGUCAUGGUGCCGCCACCGCCUUCUGUUCCACCAGCAUUGGGAUCAGAUUCGCCUUCAAAUGUUGUUUCAUCAACUACAGAAUCACCACCGAAAUUACCAGAAACUAAAGCUUAUUCUGCUCCUUCAACUCAACCAUACCCACCAUUAUCACAGUCUUACACUCAAGGACCUUCAUUUCAACUGUCACAGAACUCUCAAGUUAAUGUUCCAAAUGUAUAUCCACCAAAUCAAGCUCCCUCUAAUGCUGCCCCUCCACAACAUCCACAUUCAGGUAUGAUGCAGCCUCCUCAAAUUCCCCCAUCUCAAGGAACACCGUCACCAACUCCGUCAACUGGAUUUCCUCCAUAUCCACAACAGCAACCUUAUUCAUCUCAAGCAAUGCCACCCAGGCCUUAUACAUACCCGCCACAACAGUAUCCUCAGUAUACACCCCAUCCAUAUUAUCAUCAAGCUCCUUAUCAACAGUAUCCGCCACCACCUCCACGCGUAGCAUAUCCUCAACAAAUAGGUACUGUUAAUCAAGAUACAAAUCAACCACCGCUUGAAAAUAUGUAUAACGCACCUUCAAUUUCUGGACCAUCUGAAACACCAAAUGAUGAAAAUAAGCAAUUAAUUGAUGAAGUGAAAUCUACUGAACCAAACACAGCUCACGAGAAACCAGCUGAACAAGAAGAAACAGUACCUCAACCAUCUUCAGCAAAACUCGAUGAAGUUUCACAAUAACAUAUUUAUAAGUACUCAAUAAUUUAAAAACAUUUUUUUGUUGUCUACUUUGUUCUAAGUUUAAAAAAAAUAGCAUUGAUAUUGUAUCAUAACUCUUAUUGAACGUAUUUUCAUUUUAUAAUUAUUAAGUCAGUUUAACAAAAAACAUUUUUUUAGAAUUAAAAUAUAUUGUGGGUAAUGGUUUUAACACGUUGUAUUGUUUUCUUUUUCUUUAAACUUAUUUGCAGUCUGUAUUAAAUUUGUAACAUGUUUUUAGUAGUCCCAAUUCUUUUGUAAUUCCAAAUAAUGUAUUUAAAAAUAUAUAUAUGUAUACAAUUGUUUUAAUCAAACAUUUUGUACAUAAUAAGCAUAUAAUUAUUAGUUUUUGGCAGGAAUACAAAUUUAAUAUUAGUGAACUGUUACAAGCAUUUACAUUAAUGCAGUACAAAAAUAAAAUAUAUUAAUAUAAUAGUAAAUACUAAAUAGUAAUAAGUAUAUAAGAUGAUAAUGGUAAGAUAAUAAAUUCAUACAACAAAGGUAUUUUACAUAGAAAUUACCAGUUUUAAAAUGUAUUUAAGUUCUAAAUGUCUCACCACAAAAAAUAUAUAUUUUAAGUUUAUAAACAAAAAAUAAGAUCUUAAUAAAUGAAUACAAAAAUAAA
Metopolophium dirhodum (rose-grain aphid) is the source of this 4086-nucleotide messenger RNA. RefSeq names its product proline-rich protein 36-like. The record is from RefSeq and is a predicted model, not a curated record. The transcript has 13 exons. Gene Ontology annotation, biological process: negative regulation of DNA-templated transcription. Bases 249 to 3446 code for a protein of 1065 amino acids. Gene Ontology annotation, molecular function: nucleosomal DNA binding; nuclear receptor binding. Gene Ontology annotation, cellular component: SWI/SNF complex. NCBI's taxonomy places the organism in Eukaryota, Metazoa, Arthropoda, Insecta, Hemiptera, Aphididae.